Molecule: messenger RNA, 1503 nt
Organism: Ambispora gerdemannii
Lineage: Eukaryota; Fungi; Glomeromycota; Glomeromycetes; Archaeosporales; Ambisporaceae
Source: the annotation of a GenBank genome assembly
AUGGAAGUUGAGAAUAACACUAGUGAUUCAACAGUAGAAAAUGUUCAAUUAUUUAUUCGUUCCCCAACCACCUUGCCUGAAGACUUUUCAAUAAAUGCAACACCCAACAAGUCCAUUCUUGACCUGAAAAAAACUUUAUUUGAGGAACACCCGCUCAAGCCAAAAAUCAAGGAACAGAAAUUAAUUUACAGAGGACGAGUAUUAGAUAACUCGGAAAUCCUUGCUGAAAUCUUGAAGGACGGUCUGUCCACGGCACAAACUUUUCAUUUGGUCGUUAAAUCGUCUUUUGAAGGUGAAUUUGCAAAAAUUGCUGCACCUACUGUAACUCCCUCUUCUAGACCGUCAUUUUCAUGGCUUCGUCGACGUGGCGGUGAUGCAGUUAAUAACAAUUCAACAACAGCAGCGUUAAUUUCUCCAAAUGGAGAGACUAUGACAGCUUCAGCAACAGCAACGGGGAAUCAACCAAUGAGACAUGCCGCUACCCAAUAUCCUCAAAUUAUAUCAAUGUUACCUAACCAAUAUGACAACAAUAAUAACAACAACAUUAUUUCACAACAUAAUUCUCAGCAAGAUGCACAGUCAUCAUCGUAUCAAAAUAUCGCCGGUUUGCAACCACAACUACUGCAACAAAUGAUCCCUUUCGCGUAUCCAACGCAUUAUUAUGUCAUGAUCAAUGGAUUACCGUAUAUGAUGCCUGCGGGACCAUACAUCCAACAACCGUAUUACUAUCACCCGCACAAUCUAAACUAUAAUAAUGCACUUUACCAGCCACAAUUCCCUCAACCUCAGCCUGUCUUUCCCGCUCAACAACAGCCACCAGAUCCAAACAACGAUAUUGGGGCAAGAAAUCGACGUCGUGCUGCAACUUUCUGGCUUCUAUUGAAAUUAGGAUUCCUGGUGUACAUCUUUUCUCAACAUGCAAGCAUAGAACGUGUCAUUCUACUACAUAUCUUCGCGCUUGUGAUCUUCUUAUAUCAAACUGGUCGAUUGCGCAUUGUACGAAGACGAAGACACCGAGUUCCUCCAAUAAAUCCACCAAACAACAAUAUCAAUAAUAAUAACUUGUUUGCCCAACAACCACCACCACCAAUUCCACAAACAGUCAUGCCGCAAGAUAGAGGAACAACUACGUCAACGCCUCCUACACGACAAGAAACACAAAGCACUGGUUCAGGGUCCGGCUUUGAACCUUCUGCUCAACCACAUACCUCAACUAGUUACGCCGCGUCUUCCGCCGCUAUGUCUUCAACAAACCUCCAGAAUCACGCCUCAACUUCCAACAAUAACAAUGGCGUUCACCAAGCAUAUAACAAUAAUGAAGAUGCUGCUGCUGCGCUAAAUCAAAAUAAUAAUAAUAAUGCAGCACAAGACGGUGAAGCAAAUAAUAACCAUUCAUUUACCUGGCGUGAUAUCGAGCAUGGAAUAUGGACUUUUAUCGCUUCAUUGAUUCCCACAAAUGCACCCGAUGGGGGAGGGCAACAAGAUGAUCAGAUUGCAAUGUAG